GAAGCGGUGCUUGAAGGCGAUUACUUCAGUCUGGAGCCGUCAACUAUUCCUGCCCUUAUCCCACACUUGCGGAACUUGUCGGAAUUCUGCUUGCCACUUGGCUUUAUUGUUCCCGAUGAGUUCUGGAACGCAUUGCUUGACGCAGAUGUGCACCUUCCUUACAUGUUACAUCUGUGUCCGAGUGCACCCGGAAAUGACCAAACCGAUACACGUUUAUUUCUCCGUCACAUCAUUCCAGCACACUCGUCGAGUUUAACAAGUAUCGUGGUUCAACCCAAAUAUGCAGGAUCCUGGUGUUUCGAUAUUCCCAUGCUCAAAGCUCUAUUACUCUGCACCAAUCUUGAGCACAUUGCAAUCAGUAUCGAUAUGCAGAGGGCUCAAGUGAAACACAACGAAAACGUCAUUACAAAACUGCUGAAGAAUGUACAACAUUGGCAUUCUCUGAGACAGCUGGAAAUUGCGGCGAUAUCUACUGAUCCCACGGCCCGUUCUCCCAGUACUGCUGAUGAAGAAAAAUCUCUCAAGGAGGAUAUUUGUGUUCGCAUUGUGAAUUGUCUAAUGAAAUUCGGGUGCAGAGACCUGACCCUUCAGAUGCUCAAGCUGAUGGUCGAUACGGAUUUUAUAUACAAUCUUCAGCCUUGCCUAUUCGAGUCUGAUUCGCAGAUCUACAUAUUUCUUCCACCACGCCUCCCAGGGAUGAGGGAUGGUAUGGAAGCUAUCCCAAUUCUUGACAAGAUCGAAGGGGAGUUUAUUCAUUUCAUAUAUAUUUUACCAGAAUGAGUAGUACUAUGAGCUAUGUCUUCAGCAGGUCGCUAUGGAAUA
This is a messenger RNA of Guyanagaster necrorhizus, 822 nucleotides long. RefSeq lists its product as uncharacterized. Bases 163 to 780 code for a protein of 205 amino acids. The transcript is spliced from 3 exons. The record is from RefSeq and is a predicted model, not a curated record. Lineage: Eukaryota; Fungi; Basidiomycota; Agaricomycetes; Agaricales; Physalacriaceae.